AGGUUAUAUUCUGAAUGGUGCUUGAAUGGCAGCUCUUUUCAAAUUAUACCUAUUUAUCUGGACCAUGCUGUCAUAUAAUUGGGUGGAUAGAAAUCUUUACUCAGUGGCCUACAACAGGAAUGCUGAAAGCAUCGAUUCUGAUGAAUUGGAGGACUAUCUUUAUAGUCGAUGGCAUAAGAAAGUUCCAAAGCCAAUUCUGAAAAGGACCUCAGGCAUUGUUAUUAAAAGAGAUCAGACUGCAUGGAGAAACAUGCCCAACAGAAAACAUACGCCUUGGGUAUUGUUAAAAAGUGACAUGAUUAGACACAAUGGUGAUGACGAUGAUGAUAAUUAUAUGCUAGGUGGUUCAAGUGACACUGAUGAAGAUGAUGUGUCAGGGGAAGAGGAGGAGGAAGAAGAAGAGUCGAUGUAUGACGUUAACAACCAUUAUAAUGGUGAUGAUGUACAAAGCUAUUAUCUUCUGCGUGAAAAGAUCUAUAAAGACAUUGAUAAACUAGCUCACAAAUGUUCAUUGCCAUUGAAUACUAGGUGUCUUUCGACUGUGUUUUACCAUGUUUUCAAAAACCUCAUGAAGCACAAGAAGAAUAAGGAAAAUGCUAUGUUGAAAAGUAAGGAACAGAAUGUGUUUAUGCAUCAAAAUCCCUCCCCUUCAAAAUCUUUGCACCAACUUCUAGAAGAUAUUUUUUUAAAGAAAUACGGUUUUCUUCCCCAUUCAACGAGUGAACAUUCGUCAGGAGCUCAAAAUCAAAACUCUUCUGAAGAAGACAGAAAUAAACUCUUGCUGAAGCUUAUUUCUCUAAUCGAUGAAAAUAACACGGACACCUCUAAAAACCUCUCGACCAAUCUGAAUGCUGAUGACCAUAAUAAGCAAACAGGGGACAAAAAGACAACUGGAGAGGCUAUGCAAUCACUUGUCGCAUCCUCUUCUGAAGCUUCAAUGAAAGAACCUCAAAGUGAAACUCACAAAUCAAUGCAGAGCAAAUGGAAAAAGGUUAAACCUGGUUCACGUUCUGAAUGGAAACGUCCUGAGAUUAAAAUUUCAUUCAAUGGGAAUGAACUAAAUAUGAGUAAAAAUACAUAUUUGGGCCUUGAAUAUUUCUACAAACUCAUUGGUAUACUGAACGAUCUCAAAAUCAAUUUUACAUAUUCUCCUGAAAAAAAAGCUAUAUUUGUAAAUCCUCAAAGCUUACUUGCAGCCGAAAUGCAGAGGAAAUUUUUGAAUAUUAAGAAUGUAGGUUGGCAAAAAAGAAAACCGUUUAAAGUUCAAAUUGAUUUCCAUAAGAACACCGCCAACAACUCACGAAUAAUUUUAAAGACGAGUAAAAAUACCAAAAAUGACAGCGAUAGUUCUGAAAUAAAAAUUGAAUUUCUUCAGCCUGUGAAGAAUGUCACUGCUAAACCAACAGCAGUUAAUGAUCAAAGCGAAACUUCGUUUACUCCACAGCCCAAUACGAUGACAACUACAACAACAACACAACCACCCCCACCACCGUCACCAACACCACCAAUUACACAACCACCACCGCCACCACCAACAACAGCACAACCACCCCCAUCAUCACCACCACUACCACCACCAACAACAACAAACCAUUCACCAAUGGACGUGAACAUUAAUAUCAAUGUAAACGACAAAUAUAUAAACAAUUCACUAACAGCAGGCAGAAAGAAAGAGAUCAACAUAACUCAUACACACACACAUCCAAACAAUGCAUAUGGAGCUAAACGUCCCACAGCACCAUCAGUGACCCACGUCGGUGAAUGGACUGUCUGGUACAAGUGGUCUCCAUGUUCAACAUCCUGUGGAAUUGGUCACAGGAAGAGGCAUCGUAUGUGUCUACCACCAGGCUUCUAUUGCCCCGGCAACCAUUCAGAGAAGGCAUCCUGCUUGAAGAGACACUGUAACUUAGGAACAGCAGCUCUGCCUUCAGGGCAUUUGACAGCAUGGAACACAUGGUCCACAUGUUCCGUCACAUGUGGCAUGGGCCAGAGGCACAGACAACGGCUGUGUUUACCGAUAGGUUCUCGUUGUGAAGGCAGCAUGACACAACAGAUCGUCUGCAGAGCAAUGAGCUGUAGUGUUGUAACUACAACCGAAUUACCAACAACAACUACGGCAGCGAGAACAACGAAGAAUGUGGCUUCUGUCAAAAUAAUUGUUCCAACAGGACACUGGACCAUAUGGCAAGGAUGGUCACAGUGUUCCAGCUCCUGCGGGCUCGGGAUCAGAAAGCGCACGCGUGUAUGUUUGCCUUAUGGUUUUCACUGCGAGGGGGACCUGCUUGAAAUGGCUUCAUGCAUGUUACUGACAUGUGAUUCAGUGAAAAGAAUAACAGCAAAAGUGAUCACGAUAACAACAAAACAAACAAAAGCAACAAAUCCGAUAACAACAACAGCAGCAAAACCGACCACAACAACAACAACAGCAAACCCAACAAUAAAAAUAAAAAUAAAAAGUUUACCCACAAGACCACCACCAAAAACAACUACAAAAGCAACAACAGUGUUUUCAUUUGGAAAAUGGAAGGCAUGGCAUGACUGGUCAGCAUGUUCAGUCUCAUGCGGUUAUGGUAUCCAGCGAAGGGAGCGUGUUUGUUUAAAUUCACACUGCAUUGGUUUUUCUACAGAAACUGUGCAAUGCAUGGAACGACACUGUGAUUCAGAGUGGACUCCGUGGAAUGAAUGGUCAGUUUGCUCAGUGACAUGUGGUAAUGGUCAUCGCAGCAGAAAUCGCGUCUGUUUGCUGAAUAGCUCUUCGUGUAUUGGUGUUGUCAAAGAGGUCGGACCCUGUGUCCUGUCUCUCUGUGUCCAUGCAUUGACCCUCAAAACUAAUGGCCAUUGGACAUCAUGGAGUGAUUGGUCACGCUGCUCGAAAGCAUGCAACAAAGGCCACCGAAGAAGAUUUCGCAGCUGCUCGCCUAAAGGUGCUGAAUGCAAGGGAUUUAAUAUUAGUACGAAAGACUGCUUCAUUAGACGUUGUCACAAAGUAUUGCCUAUCAAAACCUCUGGCAGCUGGAUGUCAUGGAGUGAAUGGUCACACUGCUCAACUUCAUGCAGCAUAGGCGUUCGAAAGAGAUUUCACAGAUGCUUACCAAAGGGCAGGGAAUGCCAUGGAAAGACAACUGACGUAAAAGAUUGCAUUGAAAGGCAUUGCAUCACAGCAUUACCCAACAAGACCCAUAGCAGUUGGACAUCAUGGAGUGAAUGGUCUCAUUGCUCAACUACAUGUGACUCAGGCCGCCGAGAGAGAUUUCGCAGUUGUUUACCAAAGGGCAGUAAAUGCCAGGGAGGUGAGAAUGAAGAGGAAGAAUGCAUGCAUGAACGUUGUCACACAGAAUUGCAGAACAAAGCCAACAGCAGCUGGACAUCAUGGAGCGAAUGGUCACAUUGUUCAUCAACAUGUGACUCAGGCCAACGAAAGAGAUUUCGCAGCUGCUUACCAAAGGGUAGUGAAUGCGAGGGAAACAUUACUGAAGACGAAGAAUGCAUGCACAUAUCUUGUCAAGCAGGAUUAUCAAACAAGACUCACAGCAGCUGGACAUCAUGGAGUGAAUGGUCACAUUGUUCAUCUACAUGUGACUCAGGCCAACGGAAGAGAUUUCGCAGCUGCUUACCAAAGGGUAGUGAAUGCGAAGGAAACAUUACUGAAGACGAAGAAUGCAUGCACAAACCUUGUCAAAUAGAAUUACUCAACAAGACCCAUACCAGCUGGACAUCAUGGAGUGAAUGGUCCAGUUGCUCAUCUACAUGUGACUCAGGCCGCCGAAGGAGAUUUCGCAGCUGCUUACCAAAGGGCAGUGAAUGCCGUGGAAAUAUUACUGAAGAAGAUGAAUGCAUGCACAAACCUUGUCACUCAAAUUUACUUAACAAGACCCAUACCAGCUGGACAUCAUGGAGUGAAUGGUCCAGUUGCUCAACUACAUGUGACUCUGGCCGCCGAAGGAGAUUUCGCAGCUGCUUACCAAAGGGCAGUGAAUGCCGUGGAAAUAUUACUGAAGAAGAUGAAUGCAUGCACAAACCUUGUCACUCAAAUUUACUUAACAAGACCCAUACCAGCUGGACAUCAUGGAGUGAAUGGUCCAGUUGUUCAACUACAUGUGACUCAGGCCGCCGAAGGAGAUUUCGCAGCUGCUUACCAAAGGGCAGUGAAUGCCAUGGAAAUAUUACUGAAGAGCGAAAAUGCAUGCACAAACCUUGUCACUCAAAAUUACCCAACAAGACCCGUAACAGUUGGACAUCAUGGAGUGAAUGGUCCAGUUGCUCAACUACAUGUGACUCAGGCCAACGAAGGAGAUUUCGCAGCUGCUUACCAAAGGGCAGUAAAUGCCGUGGAAAUAUUACUGAAGAGGAUAAAUGCAUGCACAAACCUUGUCACUCAAAAUUACCAAACAAGAGCCAUAACAGCUGGACAUCAUGGACUGACUGGUCUCAUUGUUCAUCAUCAUGUGGCUCAGGCCGCCGAAGGAGGUUUCGCAGCUGCUUGCCAAAGGGUAUUGGAUGCCGUGGAAAUGUUACUGAAGAGGAGGAAUGCAUGCACAAAUCUUGUCAGACAGAAGACGUGACACCAAUGAACGGAGAAUGGGACGAAUGGAGCAGCUGGGCACCCUGUUCCACCUCUUGCGGUAACGGCCGACAAAAGAGGGUCCGCAUUUGCCUUCCAAACAGGACUCACUGCGAUGGCAAUCGCAAGGAAGUAAAACACUGCAUGGAACGAAACUGUACUCAAGGAAAAUUUGUCUCCACAGGUGGACGUUGGACACAGUGGACGGAGUGGUCAAACUGUUCAGUUGCUUGUGGCUCGGGUCAACAGAAACGAAGACGUACUUGUCAGCCAGUUGGUCACCAAUGUGAGGGUGACAUCAGCAAUGUGCGAUUGUGUAUGGAAAGAAGCUGCUUUCCAGGUCAGUGGAGUAAAUGGGGCGAUUGGUCCCAGUGUUCAGCUGCAUGUGGUAGAGGACAGAUAACAAAGAAUCGUGCAUGUAUACCCUCCGGUGCUCAGUGCCCUGGCAAAAACACUGAACGCAUGAUCUGUAUGAAAAGGAGCUGUGACAAAGAGAAUGUUCUUAAACCUACCAGUGUUCUUCAGGGGAAAUUCACCAAACUAAAAUGCUGUAGCCAAAAAAAUUGUCACAGAUCAAAAUACAAAUGGUUAAUGCCUGAUGGGAAAUUAAUUGCACCAAGUAAUAGUUCUGGAAACAGAUUCUUUGCGGUCAAUGAGUAUCUAAUCAUAGAAAAGACCCAAAAGAAAGACAGAGGAACUUAUCGCUGUCUGAAGAUCGAUGGUAAUUCUGCAAAAGGAAUUGAACUGCCUUUAGUUGUCCACACUUGUGACAGCAACCCCUGUCUAAACAAAGGCAUCUGUAAAGACACUAUUUUUUCACCUCAUCGACUCUAUAAAACUGUGUGUAAAUGUCCGACUGGUUACCUUGGAAGUGUUUGUCAAAUUGAUAAAACAUCUCCUUUCUCAAGUAAACUAGCGAUAAUCUUGGCAGUAAUCUUGAUUAUCCUGUUUUGUGUUCUCCUUGUGAUAUUACUGGUAUAUUUCUGUUAUCGAAGGGGAAAAUUGAAGAGAUGUUUUGAUAGUAAAAUGAAUGUCUUACUCGAAUUUAACCACGACAGCACUUUCAACCCAAGUGAUGAUAAUUCUAGGUGCCCACCUCAUAAGGGGCUGAACAAAACAGAGUUUUACACGUCUGAAAAAUUUUACCCUGAAAGUAUAAUUCGUACCACAACCAUAGACGCUAUGACAGAGGGAAAAGAGUGGCGAACAGGGGAGAAUCCUACAUCAACCCCGUCUUAGAAAACAACAAUACUUUUUACUUCUUCUCCUGCUUACUAAGAAAUAUUCACUUAUGCAAGAUACUCCUCUUCCUCUGCAAAUCAACCAUAAAAAUCACUCGUUUUGCAUGGUUUGCAUGCUUCUCUGUUUGGUCUUAUUUAAUUCAUGUGUGUUUUUUUAAUUUCCCACAUGAAUCUUUGAUGUUAGCUUACAUCACUUGAAAGAAGCCUCUUAAGCCUUUAUAACAUAUGGGAAACUGCACAACCAAAUGAGAAGGACAGCAUUGUCUCCAGGUAAAAAUAUAUUGAAAACUCCAAAAACAAAACUACCCCAACUUUUAACAAAGAUUAUAUUUUGGUUCUGACUGGCAAUUAAUGAUUGGUCUACAUUAACAGCUGUGAGACAAAUUAAUUUGUGAAUAUUGUCAUCAAUAAAAGCGAAAAAAAAAAAAAAAAAAAAAAAAAAAAAAGAUUAGAGAGAAAAUAGCAAUUAAGCAAUAACAAAUACGCUGCAAUAUAUUGAUCUAAAUACAGAAGAAAGUCAAUCAAUCAAUGAAUCAAUCGAUCGCUCAAUCUGAUCGAUGAAAUUUCACUCUUGUCUCUGAUAAUCCGUGAUAACCAAUAAUCAUCAGAAAACGACAUCGGGGAAGACAUAGAGAUGGAAUAAUAAAUUAAUAACUGAAAGACAGUUUUGUUAAUUAAAAAUUCUUUGAGGAGAAAUUCUUUUUAAAGGCAAUCAAAACCAAACAGACAAAACAAAUAAAUUAAACAAACAAAAACAAAGGAAAAGAAAAUAACCCAAAACAAACAAACGACCAUUCUUGAAAUUCCUUUCCAGGUUCAUCAAUAGAGAUUCAUUAUAUAAUAAAACUGACUGAUAAUA
This is a messenger RNA of Octopus bimaculoides (California two-spot octopus), 6661 nucleotides long. Its product is annotated as SCO-spondin. Lineage: Eukaryota; Metazoa; Mollusca; Cephalopoda; Octopoda; Octopodidae. Gene Ontology annotation, cellular component: cell periphery. The record is from RefSeq and is a predicted model, not a curated record.